Marasmius oreades (fairy-ring Marasmius) is the source of this 588-nucleotide messenger RNA. RefSeq lists its product as uncharacterized. The transcript has 3 exons. The coding region runs from base 1 to 588 and encodes 195 amino acids. Lineage: Eukaryota; Fungi; Basidiomycota; Agaricomycetes; Agaricales; Marasmiaceae. The record is from RefSeq and is a predicted model, not a curated record.
AUGAUGUUGUUAACAAUUCAGAUUUUUAGAGCAUUGUCUGAGAAGGAGAAGAUUAUCGAAGGGAAAGAGAAAACACUAGUGAUGUAUCGAACCAGUUACAACGAAAUUCGGUUCCAACAGCAGGUUGUCCAACAACAGCUUAAUGUUAUCAAUGCAUGCACUCAGUAUUUUGCUGGUCGAAUUGAUCAAAAGGAUCGAUUUAUCAGGACUCUUCAGAGUGACCGGAGUUUUGCUGCUAGCAAAGCAUUGAAAGGUCAACAAGGCAAUUUGGGUCAUGCGUUGUUACCUAUCUUGGAGAUGGUCGAUUGGAUCGGUUGGGAUAUUUCUGCUUUUGCUGCAAAGUUAUUAGGGCCGAAUAUCGACAUUCCUCAUAAAUCUACUGAACCAGAUGCUUCAGCUUUCACAAAUAUCGAUGUCCCUGAAACACUCCAACGAGUCUACCAUUCUACUAUUGAUUUUCGGACCUUUUUGCUCAAUAUCCAGGGCGCUUCCUUCUUCAUUACUGGGGAUAUUGGUGAUACUGAUUCAACGGUCCCAUUCUUAAAUGGUAUGUUUAAGGGUGAAAUUCCAACCCUUCAAUCUGUUUGA